This is a messenger RNA of Xenia sp. Carnegie-2017, 5304 nucleotides long. RefSeq lists its product as uncharacterized. The coding region runs from base 1 to 5196 and encodes 1731 amino acids. Gene Ontology annotation, cellular component: nucleus. The transcript is spliced from 21 exons. Gene Ontology annotation, molecular function: zinc ion binding; p53 binding; histone methyltransferase activity. The record is from RefSeq and is a predicted model, not a curated record. Lineage: Eukaryota; Metazoa; Cnidaria; Anthozoa; Malacalcyonacea; Xeniidae.
AUGAAAGAAGACAAUGUUGCUACAAAUGAACACGAUGUAGCUACGAAAGAAAACAAUGUUGCUACGAAAGAAGACGAUUUAGGUUCAAAUGAAAACGAUGUAGGUUCAAAUGAAAACGAUGUAGGUUUAAAUGAAAACGAUGUAGGUUCAAACGAAAACGAUGUAUUCAUGAAAGAAGACGAUGUAGCUGUUGGAAAGAAAAAUACAGAUAAAUACACUACUUCAGAUCUACAACCAUCUAGUGAAUUGGAUAAUAUGAUCGUGAAAAAUAAAGAAAUCGUAGGUGAGCAAGACAGCCACGAUACUCAUGAUGAAAUUUCCACUGUAAACAACGGUUGUCCCGAAAAGAACCGCAAUAACAGCACGGAGUUGGUUGAAGAUGUUGAGAUAACAAUGAGUAUAGAACAAGUAAUACAUGUUAUAAAUGAUGGUUUAUAUGAAGUCAAUGAUGAUUCGAACGAAAAUGUUGCAUUAUUUGUACGUGAUUGCGUUCCAGUGCAUUGUGAUGUGACGAAAGAGCAUGGUGUAGCAAUUGAUGAUGGUACACCAGAGAGAGAUGUUGUACCAAUAGAUGGUGUGCCAGAAGAAGAAUGUGUUGCAGUAGAUACAAUUGUACUUCAGAAAGAAGGUGUUUUAGGAGAUGGUGGUGUCCCUGAGGAAGAGCAUGUUCUUGUAGCUGAUGGUGUACUUCAGGACGAAAGUUUUCCUGUAGAUGAUAUAGUUUCUGUGGAAAAACAUUUCCCGGUAAAUUACGAUUCCCCCAAAGAAUUAUGUGCUCCACAAGAUGAUGGUGUGUCCGAGAAUAAAUAUGUUGUAAUAGAUGAUGGCGAGCCUCAAGGAAAAAGAGUUCAAAUACUUGGUUGUACGCGCGAGGAAGAACUUGUACCAGCCAAUGCUAAUGUAGUUGAAAAAUUUUAUCCAAUAGGGACGGAGAAAAGAAAUACGACAGUAAAUGGUAUUGUGCCACGAGACGACCGUUUUCUCUUAGAUGAUCAUUUUCAUGAGAAAGAUUCUGAGAAAGAUUCUGAUAUUUUUGAGAAAGAACGUGUUCCGAAGAAAAAAGGUGUAACAAUAAAUGAUGGUGGUUUAAGUAAAGAUGCUGUACAAGUUAAUGGUAGUGUUCUAAAUAAAGAAUAUACGGCACAGCAUGUAGAUGUGUUAGUACUGGAUGGUUUACCUACAGAGAAAAACAAGCGUACGAGAGAUAUUAACCGCAUUUCAUAUUCAAAAUCAAUGGAAAAAGAAACACCAAUCACAAACCGUAACAUUCAAUGUAAUAGUAAGCACUCAGCUAAUUGUGAAGUGACAUUUGGCAGUAAACUACCAGCUGAUAGUGAAUUAAGCGAUGAUGUUGAACUGAGGGAUGAUGGUAAACUGAGAACUGUGGGCGAACCAUUGGUUGGGAAAAAUGAUGGUAUACAUAAGGACUCUUAUUCACCUUCAAAUAUCAGUAAAGCCGAUGAAAGUACGGAGUCAUUUGACAAAUAUGAAUCGGUCAACAUAUUCACGGAGAAAGAAAAAUCAGUAAAGAAUGCCUUCUCAUUUGUAGAUAAACUAUCUCAUAAGCCCUUUGAUGAUGUCCGGACAGAAUUGAAGAAAGGAAAAAAGGAUAGUGACAACAAAAAAUUUGAUCCAUUUAAAGUUUCAUUACGAUCAAUGAUUGGUGAUAAGAAAACUAGUUACAACAAAGAUGUAAUCAAUCAUACUAGUAAGCCUGAAACAGUCAUUCCUGCAAAGUUAAGCAUUACAUCAUCAUCGGAUAUCAAGUCUAAAGUACCACCUACCUCACCCAUAUUUACCAAUGAAAACAAACAGACUUCCAAACAGAAAUUGAAAAAGUUUCUACAAAAGAAAAUAGGUUUUUCUAUGAACUUAGAAAAGUCUUCAAGUCAAAACAAAGAAAAAAGGUGUUUCGAAGAUUUUUCUAAGAAUAAUUCAAAGCAUUUGGAGGAUAGCGAAAAUAUUUCUAAGAUUGUUGCGAAGCAAUUAGAUGCAUGUAAAAACGAUUCGGUUUUAUCGCGUGUUAAAAUAUCUUUGGACAAUAACAAGGACUGUGACGGCAAGUUAGCAUCAUGUCCCCGAAAGAGAAAAGUUCCUUCACUAAAUGUUUCAAAAGAAUCACCAAAAAAACGACGAAAAUCAUCACGUAUACCAAAACGCAAGCAAUACAAGGAGUACAAGGUGAACAUGAGAUUUAAAAAUAACGAAAAUUUUCAUAAUAUAUCAAACGAAGACUUGGAUUGUCGUGAUGAUGAAUUUCGUUUACAAUUGGAUGAGUCGUUGGAGACGGUAUGUCCAGAUGAUGCCGCAAGAGGACUGGAAACCAACCCUACAAAUAGUCAGUGUUUUGACGUGUCUCUAACUUCAACUGGCAAUGAACGGCCUCGCGAAUCUGUUGGUACAUUCAUCAAAUCUGUAGAAACGAAACCAGCAAGUCGCUUUACGCCAGUUAAUCGAAGAAGGACAACGAGCAGACGUAGCAAUCCGGCAAAUCAACAAUCAAUGAUUUCUUCAUCCAUCCAAGAUUCUGAACCUAUGCGCAUGUCAGAAAUCAGCAAAGUAUUAAAUGAGUUCAAAGAUUUGGCUGCAGAGUAUACAAGAUCUAGUUCGCCAAUCUUUGAUGGUGAAGACAAUCAAUGUGAUUCUAAAGUUGGUAUUCCAGGGAAAAUUUCUUCCACUAAUGAUUUCACAGACAAAUCACUCAUUUCUCACGUCUCAAAGUUUGGACGUAAAAGAAAAAGAAAACGCGACCGUUGUGUAUGGACGAAUCGUAGAAGAAAAAAAGAUAAAAAUGCACAAAUAAAUUUUGAGAGAACAAAUGGUUUUAAACAGAACGAACAAUUGCAGACAAUAAGUGAACGUUUAGACGAUCUUCUCGCUAAGCAAGAUUUAACACAGCUACCUUUAAUUGGUGAUGAAAUAAAUAACGUCCAGACUACAGAUAUUUCACUACCUACCACCAGUGCUUUGAAAUGUCGGCGAAAUUUGCGAAGUUUUGUUGACGAGGAAAUAAUUGAAUCGUCGAGUCAACAACUAUUGACGUCAAAUAACACCUUUCACAACGUUGAAUUUAGCAACAGACAUUCAGAUGUAGGUAGAGAUCUAAAAAUAAAACUGACCAGUGAAAAAGAUCGCCAUACUGGUGUUGUAAGAUGGAGUAGAAGUUUUGAAACCAGAGAAAAGGAAUCGAUUGAAAAGCCUCCGUCAUCAAACUAUGGAUUACGAAAGUCCAAAACUAGAGUGUCGAAAAAUUUAGUGAAAACAGACCGAGAUGGUAAACGACGUCGAAUGACAAUCAGCGAUAUGCCAAGCAAUUUAAAAAGUCCAGAUACAUUACUCAAUCUUAGUAAACGACCUUUAGAGAGUUACAUAAAACAAAUAGAAGAUGUUCAUUAUUCCGACAAAAAGACAUCCAAAGGAGUCCUUUCCAUUGAUAUGAAAGAUAGAGCUACAAAAUUCAGUGCAAACACACAUGAUUCAUGCGACUAUCUGCGACUUGGCGAAUUCGAUGUUAUACUUGAAAUCGCGAGGAAAACGUUUCGAGACAGCAAUAUAAAGAACUAUCGUGCUUCGUCACGUUCACUAUACGUUGCUGCGAAGCAAGGCAAAGUCUUGCAAGUAUUGGUUCUUUCUUCGUCAUGUAAUGUGAAUGCAACCAUACCACAAGAGAAACAUAAAACGGCCAUGCAUGCAGCUGCUGCUGCUGGUCAUGUUCAAGUUUUAAAAAUACUUUCCAUGGUUGGUGGAAAUGUUUCAUCCUUUGAUACGAGUCUGCGAACACCUUUGUUUGAUGCUGUUGAACACAAGAAAACUGAAGCUGUGAAAUUUUUGAUUAAUCAUACUGUGAACUUCAACCUGAAGGAUUGUCAGGGUAUGACAAUUCUUCAUUUUGCUGCUCAAAAAUCAUCGGUAGAGAUUAUAAACUUGCUCCUGGAGACACGUAAAGUUGACAUCAACGAACAGGAUAACGGCGGAUGGACGGCGUUGAUGUGGACUGCUGAAGGGAUGCGAAAGGAUGCUGCGGAAUGUUUGUUGAAAUGGGGAGCAAAUGUGAACAUCCUGGAUAAUGAACAAAAUACAUGUCUACAUUGGGCUGCUUUAGCUGGAGAUAUUCAUAUUAUGGAAUUGCUUCUCAACAAAAGCGUUCACGUGGAUGCUAAAAAUAUUUUUGACGCUACGGCUUUGCAUAUAUCAGCCAGAGAAGAGAAACUUGAAAAUAUCAAAAUUCUUUCAAUGUAUCGACCUAACUUAAACAUUCAAGAUGUCGACAAAAAAACACCAAUUGAACUUGUACCAGUGGGGUCCCCGUGUCAUAUACAGUUAAAGAACAUGGAGUUGCUAGAAAGACUGUCAAAAUGUUCUCGCAAACAGCGUCUUAUAUCUAGAGACAUCUCUCGUGGUUUGGAAAAACGACCAAUACCUUGUAUUAAUGAAGUUGAUGAUGAGGAUCUUCCAGAACACUUUGUUUAUGUCAGUAAUAAUUUGGAAAGUCAAAGUCAAAGUUUUGUUCGUGGAAUUUCCGGUUGCAACUGCUCAGAUGGAUGUUCAGACGAGAGUGCAUGUGAUUGCGUCAUGUUGUCUUAUCCUAGGCGUUUUUGGUAUAAUGAGGCUGGUCUAAUCAGCAGUAAGAUUUUUAAAGAAGACCGUCCAUACGUUUAUGAAUGUAACAUGAAAUGUAAAUGUUGGUCCACGUGUCGUCAACGUGUGGUUCAACAUGGUAUUAACGUAGCUCUACAACUUUUCAAAACAGCAGAGAAAGGUUGGGCUGUCCGUACUCAGGAACUUAUACCUAAAGGAACUUUCGUUUGCGAGUACAUAGGCGAGGUACUAACUGAUAGCGAGGCAAAUCAACGCGACGAUGAUUCUUAUUUGUUUGAUCUUGAUCUUAAGGGUCAAUCUGCAUUAUUCUGCCUUGAUGCAAAGUUUUAUGGGAACAUCACUCGAUUCAUAAACCAUUCCUGUGAUCCUAAUAUUCUACCUGUGCGCGUUUUUACUGAUCAUCAGGUCAAGUGUUGCCCUCGGAUAGCGUUUUUUGCUGCGAGGGACAUUUAUCCUUAUGAAGAAAUUUGUUCUAACUACGGUGAAAAAUUUUGGACCGUGAAGAAAUCUGAGUUUUUCUGUCUUUGUAAAACAAGUAAAUGUAAAUAUGGCCUGAAGAAAGACAUUUCUGGGCAGUCGGUUAAACGGAUGAAGUGAUGUGGUCGUUAUUCUUGGUCUAGAUUUCUUUUACACUCGUUUCUUACCGUGUUUUAUUUGUCAAAUUAGCUUGAAAUUUAUGUGAUUAUAACUUUUACUUAGGAAAAA